CCCGCACGUCGCGAGUCUUGAUUCUGAUCAAAGAUGUUGGUUCGUCUUGGCUUGAGUCACGAGUCGUGAGUGGGGCCCGCACCGCUACCUCAUGCCACGUCGACUGACUUCACUCUUGACUCAGACUCACCACUUGAGACGACCCAUCAAGCAAAGUCGCAAAGAACUCAAAAGCUGCCCAGGCUGGCAUCCAAAGAAACACUCUUGACUCUUGCUCAUGACUCUUCAGCCUCUCUUCCACCACAUCGUCACAAGGCGCGCGACUCGGACUCUCCACACAUCGAAUCGACGACCAACAAUCACUCCGAGCCCAAUCAAGUCCCUUCAUACCUGAUUCACACCUUCAAGAACAGUCGCGAUGGCGCCUCCUGCUGUUCCACCGCCAUCUUCGCGCUCCACAGGCACCUCGGCAAAUGACAUCGACGGUCAGACUUUCGAUUACGUCAUCGUAGGUGGCGGCACUGCUGGAUUGGCCGCUGCCGUGAGGCUCUCCGAGGAUCCAUCAGUCAGCGUCACAGUGCUCGAAGCGGGUCUUUGGAGGCCUGAAGAUCCAAAGAUCGACUACCCCAUCAUGAUGGCUCAAGUUUUCGGCGACAAGAACUAUGAUUGGUGUAUCAAGACCGUGCCGCAGACAAAUGCCAACGACAGACAGGUCGACUGGCCAAGAGGCAAAGUGCUGGGUGGUUCUUCGGCUCUGAACUUUAUGGUCUUUCAACGUGGACACAAGCGCGAAUUCGACGAUAUCGAGAGCAUCGGCAACCCUGGAUGGGGCUGGGAUGCCAUGCUUCCCUUUUAUAAGAAGACGGUCAACCACGCAGCUCCAGUCCACCUGCCCGACCCACACCUUGCAUACUUGGACGACGAUGCGGCCAAUGGCGGAGGACCCAUUAAUACUUCCUUCUCGUGCUGGUAUGCCGAGCCUCACAAAUUUUGGAUUCAAGCCUUGCAGAAACUUGGCUUGCAAGCCAACAAGAGCUCCCAGGCAGGCGCCAAUGCCGGUCUUUGGGCAAGCUCCGGCUCGAUAGAUGCCAAUACCGGCAAGCGAAGCUAUGCCGCUAAUUCCUACUAUGCUCCGGUGGCCAGCUCUCGUACGAAUCUCAAAGUCCUCUGCGGAGCUCUCGCGACUCGCAUUACUCUGUCCGAUGAUGCGGAGGAGCCAACAGCCGAAGGAGUCGAUUUUGUCAUGGAAGAUGCGCCCACGAAGAGGCUUACUGUGCGUGCGAGCAAGGAGGUUAUCCUGAGCGCAGGAACGAUCAAGACCCCACAACUUCUCGAGCUGUCUGGCAUUGGACGAAAGGAAGUGUUGGAGAAAGCUGGAAUCAAACAGCGUGUGGAUCUGCCUGGAGUUGGCGAAAACUUGAGCGAGCACAUCUACCUUGGCUGCGCCUACGAGGUACAAGAUGGCACUGUGACUUGGGACAAGAUGCGCGAUGCCGAGUUUGCGGCUCAACAGAUGCAACUCUACACCGGCAAAGGACCGGACAAAGGUCUGAUCGGAUCGUUCGUGAGCGGCUUUGCCUACUUCAACUUGCAAAACUACCUCUCUCCCGAGGAUCAGAAGCUCGUGCACCAACAGAUCGAUGAGACCGACCAGACUGGUUGGAGCAGCGGCAUGAAGGAGCUUCACGCUUUGCAGAAGAAGCGAUACGACGAUCAGACGGUGCCGGCAAUGGAGCAAAUGUUUGCCCCCGGAUUCUUUGCUCAUAGCGGACCACCAAAGGAGGACAAGUCCUACUUCACUCUCCUCAGCGCUCUUCAGCACCCUUGGAGUCGUGGAAGCAUUCAUGUCAAGUCUGAUGAUCCUUUUGCUCAUCCGGACAUUGAUCCUCGUUACUUUUCUAGCAAGGCGGACCUGACCAUCCUCAGCAAAGCUCUGGCUUGGAACGAUAAAGUCGUGAGCCAAGACCCUUUGAAGGAGGUGGUCAAUGUUAGGCAAGAACCCAACCCCGAGUUGGUAAAUGAGAAGCACGAGGAUUGGGAGAAUGCGGUAAAGGGUUCAUUCCAGACGACCUAUCACCAUCUCGGUACCGCGUCCAUGAUGCCUCGCGAGAAGGGCGGCGUUGUUUCUCCCUCUCUUCAAGUGUACGGUGUCAAGAAGCUUCGUGUAGCAGAUGCCAGCAUCUUGCCUUGCCAGCUCAGCGCGCACAUUCAGGCCACGGUGUACGCCAUCGGAGAGAAAUUGGCAGACAUUCUCAAGAAGGAGCAGUCAUCCGACGUGCAGAAGCUCGAUAUCGCUGGCAUUUCCAUCUCUGCUUGAGCUGCGCUCCGUCGAGCGGUGCGUGGCGAACCACUGCGUCGACUCGAGAACUCACCUACCCCCAUCGAAAGGUCUCGGUCGGCGUUUCGCCAGCGAAGCGAAGCGAAUCCUGCAGCUCUUCGUUCCAUCACCAAUGAAGCUGCUCGGCAGUGCGCACAACUCGUUUCUCGAAUCUCGCUCCCCCUCCCCCAUCCCAUCUCGCAGGUCCAACUUUCAGCAAGCUCCGCCCAAACGCAACAUUCACAUUCACGUAGAGACGAAUUUCUAAAUGGCACCACACACCACAGAGUGGCACUAGUGGCAGUACUAGUAGCAGCAGUAGUAAAAGCAAAGCAAUUAAAUGUAACUCAUCAUCGCGCCCGUGC
This is a messenger RNA of Ceraceosorus guamensis, 2622 nucleotides long. RefSeq names its product alcohol oxidase. Bases 359 to 2257 code for a protein of 632 amino acids. Lineage: Eukaryota; Fungi; Basidiomycota; Exobasidiomycetes; Ceraceosorales; Ceraceosoraceae. The record is from RefSeq and is a predicted model, not a curated record. The transcript is spliced from 10 exons. Gene Ontology annotation, molecular function: oxidoreductase activity, acting on CH-OH group of donors; flavin adenine dinucleotide binding.